Molecule: messenger RNA, 657 nt
Organism: Dendronephthya gigantea
Lineage: Eukaryota; Metazoa; Cnidaria; Anthozoa; Malacalcyonacea; Nephtheidae
Product: putative ankyrin repeat protein RF_0580
Exons: 1
Coding region: 1-657 (218 amino acids)
Molecular function (GO): protein binding
Source: RefSeq, a predicted model, not a curated record
AUGCACGACCAGAUAAACCGCAACUCAAGGCCAGACUCUUUGUACUCAAGGAGAUUUGCGAGACGUUUGCCCGAUGGUGGCGUAACGACAGAUCAAAAUCAAAACAAUAUUAACGCAAGGAACAGGCCGCUGACUUUCAAAGAAAAUAUCGCACCGCUCAGCCCGACAAUCACGGACUUCAACCGAUAUUCCUUUCCAAUGUCGCCCUGUUCUCCGAGUGGGAAAUCCACCAAGAGCUUCUCAGACGCUCUGAACGAGAGCAUAAACAUUCAGCGGCAGGAGAAACGAACUGUCUCGCUCGUGCCCGAAAUUUUACUACACUCGGCCGUGCUGGAGAACAACAUCGAGGAAAUUUUGAAACUUCUAAAAGUUGACGGAGUCGACGUGAAUCGCGGCGCACAACUGGGACUAUUCUCGCUGCACCACGCCGCGUUUUCGGGUCUCGAAGAAGUCACGGAGAUUUUGGUCGAAAACGGUGCGGACUUCAACAUCACGACGCCAGAAGGAUUGACCGCCCUCGAAGCGGCAGUUUGCGCUGGGAACUUCGAAUGCGCAGAAAUUUUAAUCAGAAAUGGUGCGCCUGUUGACAGCAUCAAGGACGGAUUUGUUGACCGAAGUUUUUGCAAUUUCAUCGGCAGUAAUUCGAUGUCAGCAUAA